Messenger RNA from Abrus precatorius (Indian licorice), 834 nucleotides. Its product is annotated as inorganic pyrophosphatase 2-like. Lineage: Eukaryota; Viridiplantae; Streptophyta; Magnoliopsida; Fabales; Fabaceae. Bases 1 to 834 code for a protein of 277 amino acids. Gene Ontology annotation, molecular function: phosphatase activity. The transcript has 4 exons. The record is from RefSeq and is a predicted model, not a curated record.
AUGGCUGGGAUGGUAGUGAUUUUUGACUUUGACUCAACAAUCAUUGAGUGUGAUAGUGAUAAUUGGGUACUUGAUGAGUUUGGUUUAACUGAAGAGUUCUAUCAGCUUCUUCCUAGCAUGCCUUGGAAUCCCCUCAUGGAUAGAAUGAUGAAUGAACUUCAUUCACAAGGAAAAACCAUUGAAAACAUUGUACAGGUUCUUAAUAGAACUCCAAUGCAUCCCCACAUUGUUCCAGCCAUUAAGGCAGCAUAUUCUCUUGGGUGUGAGUUGAAGAUUGUGAGCGACGCAAAUAUUUUCUUUAUUGAAACAAUAUUGAAGUAUCAUGGGGUGCGGAAUUGUUUCUCAGAGGUCAUUGCAAAUCCUAGUUAUGUUGAUGAAGAAGGGAGGCUCAGAAUUUGCCCCUACCAUGAUUAUCUCAAAUCUUCUCAUGGAUGUAAUCUUUGUCCACCAAACAUGUGCAAGGGAUUGGUCAUAGAAAGUAUCCAAAAUUCACUUGGUGCCGAAGGAAAGAAGAAAUUCAUUUAUCUUGGAGAUGGAAAUGGAGACUUUUGCCCUAGUUUGAAGCUCAAAGAUGGAGAUUAUUUGAUGCCUAGAAUGAACUUUCCAUUGUGUGAUUUAGUAUCUAAAAACUCUAAUCUCAUAAAGGCAGAGGUACAUGCAUGGAGAGACGGGGAAGAGCUUGAGCAUGUUCUUCUCCAUAUUAUCAACAAAGCUAUUGGUGAAGGAAACAGCACUAGUAGUUCUAUUCCAACAAUAUCAGUUGAUUGCAAGUCGGGGCCAAUUUCAAUUGAUGCUCAUAUACCUUUUCCUAAGGCCCUCCCAGUUCCUCAAUAA